AUGUUGAGGGACCAGGAGGCGAGAAGUGGGCGUAUCUUGUUCGAAAAGAAAAGGGAGAGUGCUGUGUCCGUCAGGGGCGUGCGCGGAGGGGAAAUGAAAGGCCGAGCGGUGAUCACGGCGUCGGCGACUUGUGCUCCUGCGCUCACGAGCAACCCUCCUCCUACCGCCAUCUUCUCCUUCUUUCUCCCCUUCCCCUUUCCCGCCGCUACCGGAGAGCCAGCCUUCUUCGCCCCACUUUCGCUUCCCGCGCACCUACCAUAUCUUUACCUCUCCCUGUUGCCAUAUCCGCCGCACGCCCGCAAGCAAGAUGGGCAUCUGGAGGCGGAGAAACAGCUCAAAGAGGCCAAGAUCAAGCUCGGCUCGCAGGUCAAGGUCCUCCUCCUUGGGUCCGGGGAUUCGGGCAAGUCAACGAUAUUGAAGCAAAUGCGCCUGAUCCACCGCGUUCCCUUCAAGCCCGAGGAAGUCGAGUCCUAUCGCCAAUUAAUCUUCAAUAACUUGACGCAUGGGAUGAAGUAUGUGAUCGAGUCGAUGGAUGAUAUGGGUCUCGAGGUUUCUUCAGAUAAUGCGCAUCUGGUCGAGUUGAUCGAGAACGCCGUCGACCUCCGUGAUGGCGAGCCCUUCCCCAUGGAAUACUUUGACCCUCUCCAGUCCUUAUGGACAGACUCUGGCGUUCAGAAGGCUUGGGAGCGCGGUAACGAGGCCGCCUUGCCAGAGAACCUGACCUACUUCUUUGGCGCCAUUGACCGCCUGUUCGAUCCCGCGUACGUCCCGACGGAACAGGACAUCGUCCACUGUCGCGCAAGAACGAUCGGCAUCACGGAAACACUAUUCCAACUCCGCGACCACGAGAUGCUCAUGGUUGACGUCGGCGGGCAGAAGAGCGAGCGACGAAAGUGGAUUCACUGUUUCCAGGAUGUAACGAGUAUCUUGUUCUUGGUCUCUUUGAGCGGUUACGAUCAAUGCCUUGUCGAAGACAAAGACGCGAACCAAAUGCAAGACGCGAUGACGAUCUGGGAUUCUAUCUGCCAUUCACAAUGGUUCAAGCAAACUUCCAUCAUUCUCUUCUUGAAUAAGAAUGACCUCUUCGAGAACAAGGUCAAACACUCCGACAUCAAGAAUUUUUUCCCAGAUUACGACGGCGAUGCCGGGGACGCUGCUGCCGGUCGCGACUACUUCAAGAAACGUUUCGCACGGCUUGCUCAAAAGGCUGGUCGGUCGAAGGAGCGUGAAAUAUACAUACACACGACUACUGCGACGGAUACCGCGCUUUUACGCGUGGUCAUGGCUGCUGUUGAAGAGUGA
Messenger RNA from Peniophora sp. CBMAI 1063, 1302 nucleotides. The record is from the annotation of a GenBank genome assembly. Lineage: Eukaryota; Fungi; Basidiomycota; Agaricomycetes; Russulales; Peniophoraceae.